ACUCGUGGCCUUGUCAUCUGCACGUGUGGAGCGACUGGGAGAGUGCCCAAAAGUGCCGAGCUGUUGAAGAGUUUCGUCGAGAAUGACAUUUUUGAUUUUGUUCUCACUUUUGCAGGCGUCUAUACCAUGGACACAAUCGUUGCGCCCGCCUUGACCCGGUUCGUCGAAAAUGUGUACAUCUACGACAUGAAGAUCUGGGACGCACUUGAAAAGUCGUUCGGCGAGGAUCUUCACGCACUCAAGCAGGCGCCAGUGAUGUUGGCGUUCGCCGACAUACGUAUUGGCCCGAACAAUACUCGCGAACGUGUGGUCGAUUCACGGGUGCUCGCGUACUCGAACCUCUUGGAUGGCAGGCCUUGGGGCCUGGAUAUAUUCCGUUGCUUGAACGCAAAAUGUGGUGCCCCAUCCUACAACAUCAUCUUUCACCCUUACGGCAAAAAGUACUAUGGGAGGUACUGGUUGAACACGAACAUCAGGUAUACCUGCCUCCAGUGCCGCAUGACCGUAAACAAGAUCCCAUGUCCAAAAUGGAUCCACGCAGCUUUCUCUCAGAAUUAUGGGCGAGUCUGGUAUCAGUGGCCACUGACUGCAGCACAAUUACGCGACAUUGGUGUCACGCGAUGA
Molecule: messenger RNA, 624 nt
Organism: Suillus clintonianus
Lineage: Eukaryota; Fungi; Basidiomycota; Agaricomycetes; Boletales; Suillaceae
Exons: 2
Source: RefSeq, a predicted model, not a curated record